CCUGCACUAGCUCGUGGAAAUGCAUGGUGCGGUCGUGCCACACCCACACAGGUCAGGCUCACUUGCAUCGCCGCCGCCGGCUGCGGCGGGACCCACCACCGUGCAUGCAGCGCCUGGACCUUGUGACUAUAAAUUCCCACUCACCCUCUGGUUCCGUUCAUGUGUCAUCGUCGUCACACACUCAGGACAACGCACUCAGCAGCUAGCUAGCCUAUCAUGGCGCUGGCUCACUUCCUCGGGGCGGCAUUGCCGCUACUCCUCCUCCGUGCAGCAGAGGCCGCCGGCGAGGUGGGCGUGAACUACGGUAGGGUGGCGUACGACCUGCCGGACCCGGCGUCGGUGGUGCAGCUGCUCAAGCAGAACGGCAUCACCAUGGUGAGGCUGUACGACGCCAACCCCAAGGUGCUGGCGUCGCUGGCCAACACGGGCAUCAAGGUGCUGGUGAUGCUGCCCAACGAGGAGCUCGCCGCCGCGGCCUCCGACCCGUCCUACGCGCUCCGGUGGGCGCGGAGCAACGUGGCGGCGUUCUACCCGGCCACGCGCAUCCACGGCGUCUCCGUGGGCAACGAGGUGUUCGACUCCAGGCCGGACCUGAACGCGGACCUCGUCGCCGCCAUGACCAACGUGCACGACGCGCUGGCGCAGCUCGGCCUCGCCGACGCCGUCAAGGUGUCCACCCCCGUCGCCUUCUCGGCGGUCACGGACUCGUACCCGCCGUCGUCGGGCAGGUUCCGGGACGACAUCGCGCAGAGCGUGAUGAAGCCCAUGCUAGGGUUCCUGGAGAGGACGGGCUCCUACCUCACCAUCAACAUCUACCCCUACUUGGCGUACGCCGAGCAUCCCGACCAAAUCUCCCUCGACUACGCCCUGGGGAACUCGAACCCCGGCGUGCGUGUCGACGACGACGACGACGAUACGGCCGGCCUCACGCUCGACGACGACGACGACAACGACGGCGGCGGCGUCACGUACUACAGCCUCCUGGACGCCCAGCUCGACGCCACGUACUAUGCCAUGGAUGACCUGGGGUUCACCAGUCUGAAAGCACAUGUUGGGGAGACUGGGCAUCCGUCGGCCGGAAAACCCAAAACUGGGCGGCGGCCGCCACGCGGAGGACGGAGGCAUUUGAUGGCCGGGGACGACGACGGCGACGGGUACCCCGUUGCGUCGGUAGCCAAUGCCCAUGCGUACGUCAACAACGUCAUCAACCGCGUGCUGUCCGGCAAAACGGGCACCCCGCACCGGCCCGACGCGGACAUGGACGUCUACAUCUUCGCGCUUUUCAAUGAGAACCAGAAAGGCGACGGGCCGGACGACAUCGAGCAGAACUUCGGGCUGUUCUACCCGAACGAGCAGAAGGUGUACGAAUUCGACUUCCACGGCGGCGGCGGCGGUGGUGGCGCGAAGGCGAGCUGGUGCGUGGCGAACGCGGCCGUCGGGGACUCACGGCUGCAGACGGCGCUGGACUAUGCGUGCGGCCACGGCGCGGACUGCAGCGCCAUCCAGCCCGGCGCGGCGUGCUACGAACCCAACACCAAGCUUGCCCAUGCCUCCUAUGCAUUCAACGAUUACUACCAGAAGAACGGCCGGGCCAGCGGGACUUGUGACUUCGCCGGUGCCGCCAACGUCGUCUACCAGGCGCCAGCCGACACCUGCAACGCGGCAAAGGCGAUGAGCUGGUGUGUGGCGAACACGGCAGUCGGUGACGCGCGGCUGCAGGCGGCUCUGGACUACGCAUGCGGACACGGCGCGGACUGCGGCGCCAUCCAGCCCGGCGCGACGUGCUUCGCGCCGGACACCAAGGCCGCCCACGCCUCGUACGCGUUCAACGACUACUACCAGCGCAAGGGCCGGGCAAGCGGGACGUGCGACUUCGCCGGCGCUGCUUCCGUUGUCUACCAGCAACCAGCCGGCGCCUGCGACGCCAAGUCGAGCUGGUGCGUGGCGAACGCGGCCGUCGGGGACGCGCGGCUGCAGGCGGCACUGGACUACGCGUGCGGCCACGGCGCGGACUGCAGCGCCAUCCAGCCCGGUGCCACGUGCUUCCAGCCGGACACCAAGGCCGCGCACGCCUCGCAUGCCUUCAACAGCUACUACCAGCGCAAUGGCCGGGCCAGCGGCACCUGCGACUUCGCCGGCGCUGCCUCCGUCGUCUACCAGGCGCCAAAGAUCGGAAACUGCAUGCUCCCAUCGAGGGCAUGAACCGAAGGAACGAUGGGGACACAUCUCAGCAUCCGGGAUGUCGAAAUAAAAGUAUAAAACUGUAUCAUACUAUACUACCAAUAUCAAUAAAGUUCCAGUUCCUCACUGUAUCAUGGAACUAGAGAAUAAAGUGCAGCAAUUACAAAUUUCCUUCUGCAA
Molecule: messenger RNA, 2361 nt
Organism: Sorghum bicolor (sorghum)
Lineage: Eukaryota; Viridiplantae; Streptophyta; Magnoliopsida; Poales; Poaceae
Product: glucan endo-1,3-beta-glucosidase 13
Exons: 4
Coding region: 217-2202 (661 amino acids)
Biological process (GO): carbohydrate metabolic process
Cellular component (GO): plasma membrane
Molecular function (GO): hydrolase activity, hydrolyzing O-glycosyl compounds
Source: RefSeq, a predicted model, not a curated record